GUUCAGUUUGUAAAGAGAUUUGACCAGAAUUGGGUGUGCUUAAAUUCAAAGUGAUAAAUAUUUAGCAUUUAUUCGAGUUCUGAUUGCAUUUAGCAAAGAAAAAAGUUUGUUCGCUGUAUAAAAAGGAAUUGAAUUAACUUGUGUUAAAUACGGAAGGAUAAGCAAAUCCUGCUAGAAAGUGUAUUUCACGCAUACAGUUGUUAAGGAGAAACAGGAAUUUAAAUUUUUUGUACAAAGGAUAGGACAAAAACCGAACACAGUGCAAAAGGAAGAGAAGAAAAAAUUAGCAAACGAAAUCCAUUACGAGAAAAAUCGAUAAAAAUAGAAUCAAAUCGGAAGCCCGUCAUAAAGGCAAAAGCAAAAACAAAAACGAAUAGUCGUGACGACGAGAGGAGCGCUACAACAACAAAAUAACGAACAACACAACGUCGGCCAAAGAGCGCAUAGUAAGAAACGUGGUAUAGUGAAGGAAUUUGAAAGUAAAAUAGACAAUAUAGUUGAAAUAAUUCUUACGCGCUCACAAAUAUAAUCCUCGCGCGCAAAACGUUGUAAGAGAUAAGUUGAGAUUUUUUAAAUAAUGCGGUGAGGAGUACACCUAUAAGGGAAAGGAGAAAAAUCAGCUGAUCGGUUUUAGAGGUGUAACGGAGGAGAACGAGAAACGUUUCUCCUGCUACCGGUAAGGAGAACGUUACCCACAUAAAAAAGAGCAAAAUUUGCUACAGCUGUCCAAUCAGCCGUAAAAAUAGCCAAAGCACAAAACGUCAACAAGAGAGUGUUGAAUUUGUAAUAUAAACAAAACCGGAAAAAAAUAUCUACAAAUUUAAGCCAAUCAAACCAUACAGCGUAUGUAAACAAAUGUGCAUAUAAUCAAAAAAUUAAGAAAAAUAAAGAAAUAUAUCAUUCAUCAUUUAAAUACUACACAGUUUUGUUAAAGUUAUUACAAAAUAUAAUUGUUGUCGUCGUAAACUAUACAAUAUACAUACAUAUUUGUAAAUAAACAUUACAAAUUCCUGCUACAAAUCAGCAAAAAGUGGCAAAAGUGAUACACACAUAAAGAUUAUUGAAAUAAAACAAGUACCUAAAUUUCUAAUAAUUCACGAGUGCGGCAAAUUAGUAUGGGCACAGAAACCAAAUUCAACAGUUACAAGGAGAACACCACUGCAACGACUGGUAGUGUUUUUCGUCCGAAAGUAGCGCACAAUGGUUCGUCGGCAACAGCAAUAGGUGCCGGUGUUGGUCAAAAGUUGCAUUCAUCAAAUGGUGCAUUGAACUCUAAACAACAACAGCAUAGCGAUAUCACCAACGGGAGCUCUGUAACUCCAGUUUUUGUACCCAUACACAUUGGCGACGACGUAAUUAGCGGUGCCAAAGAGGUGCUGAAAGUGAUAAGACCACAGUGGAAUAUUAGCCAUGUACAAUUUAAAAAAUUCACCGAUGGCAUCACAAAUAAGCUUGUCGGUUGCUUCUAUAAUCCUCCACAAACCACCACCACCACAGCAACAACAACAAACAACAAUGGCAAUGAAAUCGACACAGGCAGCGCAUAUGGCAAUGACACGCCCAACUCACCCUCAACUUUGGCAUCGUCCACACUGUUGGACGACAACAAUGACUCGGGCAAUAUCAGCGAUACGGAUACAUUGGAUUCAGAGGUGACUACGUCGAGUGCACUUGACAUAGAUAAUAGUCAUAAUGCCAGCUGUGCUGUGAAUACGAAGGAUGAAAGUCACAACAACAGCAGUUCGAUCAGUGAUAGCAAUGUAGCACUGGUGCGUGUCUAUGGUAAUAAAACCGAUCUGCUGAUCGAUCGCAAAGCCGAGACACGCAACAUACUGCUGUUGCAUACGUACGGUUUUGCGCCGACACUGUUUGCAACAUUCAAAAAUGGUUUAGUUUACGAUUUUGUACCUGGUGUAACAUUGAAGCCAACUAGUGUUUUGGAGCCGAAGAUUUGGCGUUUGGUAGCCACACGCAUUGCCGAGAUGCAUCGUCGCGUGCAGGUGCAGGAGACGCCAGCUGCUGAAGUGGUGCCAAUGUUGUGGCAUAAGACGCAAAGUUUCUUCGAUUUGGUACCUGAACGUUUUAGUGAUCCCGAGAAACACAAAAGAGUUGAGGAAACUUUCUUGCCCAUAAAACGUUUACGCGACGAAUUCAGCGCGCUAUACAGGCGGCUCGAGCGCCUGGGCAGCCCCGUGGUAUUCGCCCACAACGAUCUGUUGCUGGCCAAUAUUGUCUACUUGGAAGCAGAGCAGCGUGUCAAUUUCAUUGACUACGAAUAUGCCGAUUACAAUUUUCAGGCAUUCGAUAUUGGAAAUCAUUUUUGUGAAUUUGCCGGCGUUGACGAGGCGGACUUCUCACGCUAUCCCAAGCGUGAUUUUCAACUUGCUUGGUUACGUGUCUAUCUGCAGGAAUAUCUGCAACGCUCCGACAUCACCGACGCCGAAGUGGAACGUCUGUACUUGCAGGUGAACCAAUUCGCGUUGGCCGCGCACAUGCUCUGGACCGUCUGGUCGCUCAUACAAGGGGAACAUUCCAACAUCGAUUUCGAUUAUGUCGAAUACGCUCACAUACGUUAUGCGGAGUACAAGAAGCAUAAAUCCGUAUUAGGCUUGGAGGAUGAAGCGGCAGCUGAGGACGACGUUGCGGCGGCAAGUUAAGUUUACCAUAUGCACACAGCGCAUCCAAACACGCCCGCGCGCCUGCCAGCUGCUAGCUGCUGAGCUGAGCAUGAGAGUUUAACUCGAAUGCUUGCUGGCAGUGGCUGAAAUUUUAACGAAUCCGGUGUUAUGAAGGCAAUCAGGCGAAAUCUGCGCAAAUAAUACAACAACAACGUUUAGUUAGCAACGUUUAUUUCAACUCGAUACGUGUGUCUAAUAGCUUGAUAGAGCAGACAUAAGCAAAAGUUUGUAUAUUCACGUAAAUUCGUUUCAUAGUCGUGCUGCAUGUGUGUGGCGUACGGUGCAUAGGUCGUAAAUAACGGUGAAAAAUUAAGUUAUUUAAUUUUGAAAUUGAAAAACAAAAAACAUUCCGCAAGCAUUAAUUAUUUAAAUACGAUUUUU
Bactrocera tryoni is the source of this 3059-nucleotide messenger RNA. It is a transcript of the gene eas, whose product is annotated as ethanolamine kinase. Bases 1116 to 2657 code for a protein of 513 amino acids. Gene Ontology annotation, biological process: phosphatidylethanolamine biosynthetic process. NCBI's taxonomy places the organism in Eukaryota, Metazoa, Arthropoda, Insecta, Diptera, Tephritidae. The record is from RefSeq and is a predicted model, not a curated record. Gene Ontology annotation, molecular function: ethanolamine kinase activity. The transcript is spliced from 4 exons. Gene Ontology annotation, cellular component: cytoplasm.